AUGGCGUCGCUCCUCCGACGGCCGCAAACUGUCGCUCGCUCCUCGCGCCAAGUCCUCGAGGCCGCAUCGCUAUCACAGACUCUUGCGCGACGACCCGCAUCGUUACCGCGACCGCUGUACGCCUAUGCGCGCAGCAGACAAUAUGCCACCCAGCCCGAAGAGCCAAAGGAUGGCAAAAGCGCAGACAAGUCCGCGGGCUCGACACCCAAGGGCAUGGAACAUCUUUACUCCCAGAGUUCACCCAUGUCCUCAAAUCCUCAACCCCCCAAGAAGCCCGGAAAUGAACAGGAAGAUGGGACUCUACCUGGACGGACGAAGCUCAGCGCGGAGGAGGAGAAGGCUUUGGAAGAUGUCUUCAAACUGGUGAAGAAGGGCAUGCCUGCAUCCAUGGCCGAGGAUAUCGACAAGGCAAUGCAGAGGAUAAAGAGAGAAGGUCUGCCACAAGAACUGCGCGAUACGAUAUCAGAAGUCCACAAGGAGGGCAUGUCGCCUGCGAGAGCAGCAAAGCUAUGGCGGUUAACCACUCAAAUUGCAAGGCAGACGGCAGAGCGAGAAGUCAAUGACAAGACGGAGAAGGUGGAGCCGCAGCAGAAGAGUUCUGAAGACCCUGGCCCGGCUGGUUCGAAGAAGGACGGCAAGAAGGGCAAGAAGCCGGAUGACAUGUUCAGCAACAUCACAGAGUUCAGAUUCGACUUAUCAAACUUUCUGGUCGCGGCAUUCGUCAGCUACCUAUUAUACAGACUGGUCGUACCCAGCGAGAAUAGCCGAGAGAUCACCUGGCAAGAAUUCCGCAACACCUUCUUCGACAAGGGCUUGGUGGAGAAGCUGGUGGUCGUUAAUGGCACUCGGGUACGGGUAUAUCUGCAUCGCGACAGUGUUGCGUCCAUGUACCCUGAAUCUCCCGCUGCACAGCCUGGAUUCCACUACUAUUUCAGCAUUGGCUCAGUCGAGGCAUUUGAGAGGAGAGUGGAUGAGGCUCAGAACGAACUUGGCAUUCCCAACUCUGAGAGAAUACCAAUCUCUUACCACUCGGAAGGUAGCUGGUUCAAUACUGUACUGGCUUUCGGACCUACUCUACUGUUCAUCGGUGCGAUCAUGUUCAUUUCGAGAAGAGCUGCAUCUGGCGCAGGCGGUGGCCAAGGAGGUAUAUUCGGCAUGGGGCGAAGUCGAGCCAAGAAGUUCAACCAUGAAACCGACAUCAAGGUAAAGUUCGCGGAUGUUGCUGGCAUGGACGAAGCGAAACGAGAAAUCAUGGAAUUCGUCAGCUUUUUGAAGGAGCCUGGCAUCUACCAAAAGCUGGGUGCCAAAAUCCCUCGUGGCGCCAUUCUCUCUGGACCUCCUGGAACUGGUAAAACACUUUUGGCGAAGGCGACCGCUGGAGAGAGUGGCGUGCCCUUCUUCUCGGUAUCUGGAUCUGAAUUUGUGGAGAUGUUUGUGGGUGUCGGUCCAAGUCGUGUGCGAGAUCUGUUCCAGAAUGCCCGAAAGAACACCCCCUGCAUCAUCUUCAUUGACGAAAUUGACGCUAUUGGAAAGGCUCGAGCGAAGCAGUCAUUCGGUGGAGGUAACGACGAGCGUGAGAGCACGCUGAAUCAGAUUCUCACAGAGAUGGACGGUUUCAACACGGCGGAACAAGUUGUUGUUCUUGCAGGUACGAACCGGGCAGACGUUCUGGAUAAAGCUCUGAUGCGCCCUGGUCGUUUCGAUCGGCACAUUGCCAUCGAUCGCCCGACCAUGGAUGGAAGGAAACAGAUCUUUGGGGUACACUUAAAGAACAUCGUCACACACGAAGAUCUUGACUACCUCAAGGGCCGUCUUGCGGCGCUGACUCCUGGAUUUGCUGGUGCCGACAUUGCCAACUGUGUCAACGAGGCGGCCCUCGUUGCCGCACGAAGCAACUCCGAAUCAGUCGCCAUGACUCACUUUGAACAGGCCAUCGAACGAGUGAUUGGUGGUCUGGAGAAGAAGAGCUUGGUGCUCACUCCUACCGAGAAGAAGACUGUCGCUUACCACGAAGCAGGCCACGCCAUUUGCGGUUGGUACUUCCAGUUCGCUGACCCUCUUCUCAAGGUCAGUAUCAUCCCACGUGGCUCAGGCGCUCUUGGAUACGCACAGUACCUCCCAGGUGGUGGCAACGACGCCGUUCUCAUGAACGUCAAGCAGCUUAUGGACCGUAUGGCCAUGACCCUGGGUGGCCGCGUGAGCGAAGAACUCCACUUCGACACCGUCACCAGCGGCGCCAGCGACGACUUCAACAAAGUAACCCGCAUGGCCACCGCCAUGGUCACCAAAUGGGGCAUGUCCAACCUCGGAUACAUCUACUACCCCGACGGCUCCGAAUCGCAAGAAGCCCAACUCCAAAAACCUUUCUCCGAAUCCACCGCGCAGGCCAUUGACGCCGAAGUCAAGCGCAUCGUCAACGAAGCCUACAAGCAAUGCCGCCAACUCCUCGAGGAGAAGAAAAAGGAAGUCGGCGUCGUCGCCGAAGAGCUCCUCUCCAAGGAAGUCCUCAGCCGAGACGACAUGGUGCGGUUACUCGGCCCCCGACCUUGGGAGGACCCAGGCGAGUUCUCGAAGUACUUUGGUGGUGGGCCGUUGGGGCCUGCACCUGGUCAACCGCCCGCUGAGCCUGGGUCGAUCGAGCAGCCGAAUGGAGGGAGUAACUUGCCUCCGCCAUUGAGGGGUCCUGGCGGCGAGGAGCCUGCACCGACGCUGUAUCAGCAAUUCGAGCAGAUGUCGCAGCGAUGGCGAUGA
Messenger RNA from Zasmidium cellare ATCC 36951, 2751 nucleotides. RefSeq lists its product as uncharacterized. The transcript has a single exon. Bases 1 to 2751 code for a protein of 916 amino acids. Gene Ontology annotation, molecular function: ATP hydrolysis activity; zinc ion binding; ATP-dependent peptidase activity. Gene Ontology annotation, biological process: mitochondrial protein processing; protein-containing complex assembly. NCBI's taxonomy places the organism in Eukaryota, Fungi, Ascomycota, Dothideomycetes, Mycosphaerellales, Mycosphaerellaceae. Gene Ontology annotation, cellular component: m-AAA complex; membrane. The record is from RefSeq and is a predicted model, not a curated record.